Messenger RNA from Puccinia triticina, 255 nucleotides. RefSeq lists its product as uncharacterized. Lineage: Eukaryota; Fungi; Basidiomycota; Pucciniomycetes; Pucciniales; Pucciniaceae. The record is from RefSeq and is a predicted model, not a curated record. The transcript is spliced from 2 exons. The coding region runs from base 1 to 255 and encodes 84 amino acids.
AUGUUCCUGGGCUACUCGCCUCAUGCCAGCCGCAACCCACAAGUGACAAGCGGCUUGCUUGGAUUUACCCUCUCCUUCAAAAAGAACGUCCUCGCUGAGUUUGUCAAAUUUCCUGAAGACACUCUUGGUGCACAAGUCAACCCCAGACCUGCCGCGGUCUCAGUUGGCGGCAUGUGGGACAGCCAGAUUUGCUGUGGGUUCAUCAGAGGAGAACUAGAAAUGGUCAUCAUUGGUUGGCAUGGCCAUAGAAGCUAA